Molecule: messenger RNA, 4616 nt
Organism: Prunus avium (sweet cherry)
Lineage: Eukaryota; Viridiplantae; Streptophyta; Magnoliopsida; Rosales; Rosaceae
Product: RNA helicase, ATP-dependent, SK12/DOB1 protein
Biological process (GO): nuclear-transcribed mRNA catabolic process, 3'-5' exonucleolytic nonsense-mediated decay
Cellular component (GO): Ski complex
Molecular function (GO): RNA binding; ATP binding; RNA helicase activity
Source: RefSeq, a predicted model, not a curated record
AUUCAACAAAGUAUAAACCAAAGCAAAAACAGGGGACGCACCAUUGAAGAUUUGAACCUGGUUCCCUAUUUGAAAUAGAAAGUGAGCAAAAGCGAGCAAAUUUGAAGUUGGGAAUUUGGGAAUUAAACAGAGCCACCGACUGGUUCAUCACAAAAUCCCAAUUGAUACUAACCAAAGGCAGAGUGAAGUGGUGAUAGUGACGGCACCCAAAACCCGCGAAAAGUUCAAACCCCCUUCGGAAUCAGAACCAGAAGCAGAGUGCUUUGAACCCCAAAACCACUCAAAACCCUGGAACCCCAAAAAUGGAUCCGAUUGUUGCGGCAAAUGGGCUCUCGUUCCGAGUCGGGUUCUCCGGCCACAGUGGCCACCUCAGGCUCGAGCCUCUUUCCACCGACGAGAGCUCCAACCCCGUCAAUUCACUCCCUGAUUUCAUUCUGCCGCCUGCAUUUGCUAGGGAAACGCCUGAAUCAAUAAAAGAGUAUAUAGAGGACACGUAUCUCUUGCCAAGAUUGGACCCUGAAGUAUUUUCGCCAGAAAAGGUUGGGAGGCAGUGGGAUUUUGACUGGUUUGAUAAGGCAAAUGUACCCUUGGAGCCAUCAUUGCCGCGUACAGUUGUGGUUCCCACAUGGGAAUUACCAUUUAGGCGCCAAAAUAAUGGGUCGGUAGGAGGUCAAUGGGAACCUAAAUCCGUGCAGGUGGAUGUAUCAGAACUUACAGUAGGAGCUCAAGAGUCUGGUUCCUUGCCACGCGUGGCUGGACCAGCAAAGGAUUAUGUACGGGGAAGUAUCAACAACCGCCCUUUUCGCCCAGGAGGCUUGGAUGAUUCCCAAUCUCUAGAAAGAGUUCUUCCUGAUGGUGCUUCUAAUGGCGAGUGGGUUCACGAACUUCUGAUUGGUGGCUCUGCUCAGGCUGUACCUCCAAGCUUUAAGCAAGGAUUGGGCCUUGGUGAUCUCAAGGCCUAUCCAUGCUCGUGGAAUGUAUAUAAGGAUCAAAGUUCACUGAAGAGUACGUCAGAUGAAAAGGUGGAUUUGCAGAGUGAGUUGUCCGUGCAGUUUGAUGACUUGUUCAAGAAGGCCUGGGAAGAGGAUGUUGUUGAAUUUGAAGGAGAUGGUCAAUUGUCAGGAUCAGAAUCUGUUAAGUCAGAGGAUGAAGCAAAUGAGGUUGAUGUUGCCAGAAAUUCAUGCGAGCCUGAGUUAUCUGUGUUAGAUGAGAUUUUGUCAGUUGAGGCAAAGUCAAUAUUCAAUGAAACUGAUGAUGAUGGUGAAAAAAACCCAGAGGCUUGGGCUAUCAGUGGAGGUACAGAACGGAUUGCAGAGAAUUUUCAUGAUCUUAUUCCUGACAAGGCACUUGAUUUUCCUUUUGAAUUGGAUAAAUUCCAGAAGGAGGCUAUUUAUUAUCUUGAAAAGGGGGACUCUGUCUUUGUUGCUGCUCACACAUCAGCUGGAAAGACUGUUGUUGCAGAAUACGCAUUUGCUUUAGCAUCAAAACAUUGCACCAGAGCUGUGUAUACUGCUCCUAUUAAAACCAUCAGCAAUCAAAAGUAUAGAGAUUUCUGUGGAAAAUUUGAUGUUGGACUUCUCACUGGUGAUGUUAGCUUGAGGCCAGAGGCAUCUUGUCUUAUUAUGACCACGGAAAUCUUGAGGUCAAUGCUUUAUCGCGGUGCUGACAUAAUACGUGAUAUUGAAUGGGUUAUCUUUGAUGAGGUGCACUAUGUCAAUGAUGUCGAAAGAGGUGUUGUUUGGGAAGAAGUUAUUAUAAUGCUUCCAAGACACAUCAAUAUUGUCCUCCUUUCAGCUACGGUACCAAACAAAGUGGAGUUCGCUGACUGGAUUGGACGGACAAAGCAAAAGAAAAUCCGUGUUACUGGGACUACAAAAAGACCAGUCCCAUUGGAGCACUGCCUAUUUUACUCCGGAGAACUUUACAAAAUAUGUGAAAGUGAAAGCUUUAUUCCCCAGGGGUUCAAAGCUGCAAAAGAUGCAUUCAAGAAAAAGAAUAUGAGUGCUGCCACUGGUGGUAGUGGAUCACAUGCUCCAGCUUCAGCUUCUCAUGAUGGGGCUCGAACUCAAAAACAAAGUUCUAACUGGGGAAAACAAAAGAAGCAAUCUGGUCCCCAAAAUUCGGGGAAUUUCUCCAAAGCUGGUGGAGCAAAUCAAAACAAUGGAAAUGGCAUGAACAAUUGGGGUUUAAGGAGAUCAGAUGCCUCUUUGUGGCUGUCACUUAUUAACAAGCUCUCGAAGAAGUCUCUGUUACCUGUGGUUAUAUUUUGUUUCUCAAAGAAUCGCUGUGAUAAGUCAGCUGAUAGCAUGUAUGGGAUUGACCUCACAAGUACUUCUGAGAAAAGUGAGAUUCGUGUGUUCUGUGAUAAAGCAUUUUCGCGGCUAAAGGGAUCUGACAGGACUUUACCACAGGUUGUCAGAGUUCAAAACCUUCUUCAUAGAGGGAUUGGUGUCCAUCAUGCUGGACUGCUUCCAAUUGUUAAGGAAGUUGUUGAAAUGCUUUUUUGUCGUGGUGUAAUCAAGGUUUUGUUCUCAACAGAGACAUUUGCAAUGGGAGUCAAUGCACCAGCUAGAACGGUUGUUUUUGAUACGUUAAGGAAAUUUGAUGGCAAGGAAUUUAGACAAUUACUGCCAGGAGAAUACACUCAAAUGGCAGGCCGUGCAGGCCGAAGAGGACUUGAUAAAAUUGGUACAGUUAUUGUAAUGUGCCGUGAUGAAAUCCUAGAAGAAAGAGAUUUAAAGCAUGUCAUAGUUGGAAGUGCAACCAGGCUUGAAUCUCAGUUCCGGCUAACCUAUAUUAUGAUCUUGCAUCUCCUUCGUGUUGAGGAACUGAAGGUGGAGGACAUGCUGAAAAGAAGUUUUGCGGAAUUCCAUGCUCAGAAGAAACUACCAGAACAGCAGCAACUUCUUAUGCGAAAGCUUGCACAACCUACAAAAACUAUUGAAUGCAUAAAAGGUGAACCAGCUAUUGAGGAGUAUUAUGACAUGUACUCAGAAGCUGAGACACAUAGGAAGGAAAUAUUGGAGGCAGUUAUGCAGUCCACUGUUGCCCAAAAAUUUCUUACAGCUGGGAGAGUGGUAGUCAUGAAAUCACAAUCAGCCCAGGACCACUUGCUUGGAGUCGUUGUGAGAGCACCUUCUUCUAGUAAUAAGCAAUACAUUGUUUUAGUGCUGAAACCUGAAUUACAAACUCCCCUGGCUAGUGGUAACUUGCAAGAUAGUAAAAACACCGAUUUUCCACAAGGUUAUUUCAUGGCACCAAAAUCUAAACGUGCUAUUGAAGAAGAUUAUUUUUCUGGCGUCACUUCUCGCAAAGGAUCGGGUGUCAUCAACAUAAAAUUACCACACCAGGGUUCUGCUGCUGGGGUAAGGUUUGAGGUUAGAGAAGUCGAUAACAAGGAUUUUUUAUGCAUAUGCAAUUGCAAGAUAAAGAUUGACCAAGUUCGGCUUCUUGAAGACGGUAGCAGUCCUGCUUACUCCAAGACAGUUCAACAGCUGUUGGACACAAAAUCCAAUGGAAAUAAGUACCCUCCAGCCUUAGAUCCAAUAGAAGAUCUGAAGUUGAGAGAUGUGAAUCUUGUGGAAAAAUACUACAAGUGGACUAACUUAUUGCAAAAGAUGGCAGAGAAUAAGUGCCAUGGUUGUUCAAAGUUGGAGGAGCACAUUAUGCUAGCAAGAGAGAUAAAGAGACACAAAGAGGAAGUUAAUGCUCUAAAGUAUGAAAUGUCAGAUGAAGCACUGCAACAAAUGCCAGAUUUUCAAGGCCGGAUAGAUGUUCUGAAGGAAAUUGGAUGUAUAGAUGCCGACCUUGUUGUUCAAAUAAAAGGCCGUGUUGCGUGCGAAAUGAAUUCAGGGGAGGAGUUGAUAUGCACAGAGUGUUUGUUUGAGAACCAACUGGAUGACCUGGAACCAGAAGAAGCUGUGGCGUUAAUGUCUGCCUUUGUGUUUCAGCAGAAGAAUACUUCCGAACCUUCUCUUACUCCAAACCUGUCUCAGGCGAAACAAAGAUUGUACAACACAGCAAAAAGACUGGGCGAGCUUCAAGGCCACUUCAAAGUUCAAAUAAAUCCGGAGGAGUAUGCCCGAGAGAAUCUCAAGUUUGGUCUUAUUGAAGUCGUUUAUGAGUGGGCAAAGGGCACUCCAUUUGCAGAUAUUUGUGAACUUACAGAUGUUCCUGAAGGCAUGAUAGUGCGGACCAUUGUCAGACUUGAUGAGACAUGCCGUGAGUUCAAAAAUGCUGCAUCUAUUAUGGGUAAUUCUGCUCUGUACAAGAAAAUGGAAACUGCUUCAAAUGCGAUAAAGCGUGAUAUUGUAUUUGCGGCUAGCUUAUACGUCACCGGAGUUUAACUAGCAACUUGAAGUUGAAGGUACACCUUUCCAGUUCAUCCUUGUAAGUACUGAAAGGGCGGAUCUGGAGAAGCAUACAUAGCCGGUUAUUUUGUUGUAUAUUACUUUACGUCCUGUUCCAUAUGCUCAAUUUCAACCAAAGUUCUCAAUGUUUUCACAUUUUUAACAGACGAGGAAACAAACGAGGUUUUUUAACUUUUCUUUUCUUCCUCUUUUGCUAACUAGGGCACAAAUUGUGAUCCAAAAGAAAAUGUUGUGCAGUUUGGGAUC